Molecule: messenger RNA, 1356 nt
Organism: Drosophila navojoa
Lineage: Eukaryota; Metazoa; Arthropoda; Insecta; Diptera; Drosophilidae
Biological process (GO): positive regulation of DNA-templated transcription
Cellular component (GO): nuclear body
Source: RefSeq, a predicted model, not a curated record
AUGCCUGAGAUACUAACGGAUGUCAUGUAUAGCGAGCGGAAAAUUUGGACGUCCACCGAGGAGGACAUAUUCCUGCGCAUCUGGCAAAAUAAUUUGGUAGCUAUGAACAACGGAAAAAGUCAGACAGACGUUUGCAAAGAAGUUCUCUUUGAGUUUAGAGAUAAAGGGAUGUAUGCCACGCUGGAUAAUAUAAAAUCCAAAAUGCAGUCGUUCAAGCGAAAAUAUAAUAGAAUCAUAAGAAAACCGAAUGCAUCAAAACAAUGGAUACAUAUGGAUAGGAUGGCCAUAAUAAUGGAAUAUCCGGAACGAGUUGCAGCCAUAAACUUUGAGACUGAAUACGACUCACACAGCUCAAAUUUCAAUGUGCCCAGAUUUGAUGAUUUUUCGCCCAGGCAAUAUGCAGAAGUUCAAGUUGAAAUCGAGGACAUGCGGACAUCGUUUUCCCGAACGACGACCCGUGUCACAUUCGAAAAAAAUUUCGUUACUAACGAUUCGACUAUAGCUGCAUCUAGAGCAAUUGUGAAUAAGCCCGGAAGAAAGCGCAGAUGUUGGGGCCAGAAAGAGGAAGUAAUAUUCUUGGAUGUGUGGAAGAAAUAUUUCAGAGAUUUAGCAAGCGCUCAAACAAAGUUAAAUAUUUAUAAGAAAAUGGCGGCAGACCUCAAAAGCAAGGGCGUUCAGAUCAGAUGCUAUGACGUAAACUCGAAAAUGCAAUCGUUUAUUCGUAAAUUUUGCAAAGAGAGUAAUAUAUUUGGUAAUAAAUCUAAGUGGGUUCACUAUGCCAACAUGCGCAAAAUGUUGGGCCCUGCACAGACCCCGAAGCCGCAUGGACCUAAAGCUCUAUACUGCCCUCAGCCUAGCUCUUUUGAGUACUUUACCAAUUACUCUCCUAAGCCCAACUUUAUUGAUUGCUCUAACGAUUCCUUUGCCAAUGACAACAUAAUCGAUUCAGAACUUGAUAGUCCUUCGCCUGAGCGUGCAAGCUACUACAACAAUUCCUUCACUGGUAACCAGCCAAUCGAUACAGACAACGAGAAACGCUUAGAGCGAGCUAAUGAGAAUGAAUUGGGAAUUAGGAAUACCUCAGAUCAGUUGGAUAAUGCACAGGACGCUUGCUCUUUAAUAUACCCAGAGAGCCUUGCGAUAGUGAAGAUGGAGGAGGGUCAGCCGAUGGAACAGCCAAUCAAUUUAGGUGAAGCGAUCACCAGACCAGAGCAAAUAGAACAAUUUGGUAGUUUUAUUACCAAAGAACUAAAUUUGCUAAACGACGAUCUCCUAGAAGAGGCUAAAGCAAGAAUUUCCGAUAUCAUGUGCAUUAUGCGUAUGAAACAAGCUCAACAAAAUACACAAGACAACUAA